AAAGUUGUAGUUGAUUUAAUAAUCUAUUUUUGGAACGAUUUCUGAAGACUACCUUGUUUCCACACUUCAUUUCCCAGGAGUCCACCGGAUCGUGUUGUUCAUGAGUGACAGGUAUAUGGGCGAAUCCGCUUCGAAGUUGUUUGUUGUUGGGCGGGACUGUAGAACUUCAAACCUCUCCGCAGCUGCGCAGUGGGUUACUGCGCUCACAGCUGUAACUACACAUUGACCCCAGGGAGUCAGAUACGGAGCUUUGGACAAAUAAACCCUUAUUCAGAAAUGGAGUUGUUGCUAAAGAUCGGCAGGUAGACAUAAGGCUUUUUUUCCACCUCUGCUGCUGCCAGUGUGAAGCUAAAUUCCAGACAUUUUCACCCACACAGCAAGCUAACUACAGCUGUCCACUCCUGCUACUCCUUCUCCAUACCUGUUCGCUGCCUCAAGUCAUCAAGAUGUAUCAGAUUGUUCCAGUGGCUCCUGGGGAGCAGCAGAUGGCAGGGGGAGCUGGAUCCUCUCCACUAAAGAAGAAGCUGUCUCAUGAAGGCCGACCCCUGGUGAUGGCAGGAAUGUUAGGCUGUGUGCUGGUGCUGGCUGCUGUGGUCGCCUGGUGCUACUACUCAGCGUCUCUCCGUAAAGCCCAGCUGCUCAAAACUGAGUUGUUAGACCUCAACAAGGACGGUUUUAUCAUCCGUAACCAGGCAGAAGCUGUCAUCUUCACUAUGACCUUCAGGUCUGGCACUCUGGAUCUGGACUCCUGCUCAAAGGAGGGAAGUAUUCUGAGCUGCACACGGUCAGAUUCAGGCAAGCUAAACUUCUUUAUCCAGACAGUUCGACCAAAGGACACAGUGAUGUGUUACCGUGUUCGCUGGGAGGAGCUGCAAAAUAAGCGCUCAGUGGAGCAUGCUAUGGCCUAUAAUGAUUCUCACUGGUAUGGGGGAGCAGAGACAGCAACACAGUACUGGCCUAUCAGGAUCCAGGGUGAGGAGGAACCACAGCCUUUCGUCACCAGUGACGUCUACUCCAGUCGGAACGCUUUUGGGGGAAUUCUAGAACGCUAUUGGCUGUCAUCGAAUGCAACUGCGAUCAAGAUUAACGACUCAGUGCCAUUUCAUUUGGGCUGGUCAGAGAAGGACAGGACACUCAGGUUCCAGGCCCGGUAUCAGGACUCCCCCUUCAAACCACCAGUGGGACAGGAGGCCUUACCUGAACUCAGCUAUAGAGUGUGUGUGGGGUCAGAUGUUACAUCAAUUCACAAAUACAUGGUCCGUCGGUAUUUCCCAAAACCUAUCAAGGUCCCAUCUGCUGAAGUGUUCAAACAUCCAGUGUGGUCCACAUGGGCUCUCCACAAAACAUCUGUAACUCAGGAGAAGCUGCUGCGCUACGCCACUGACAUCACCAAGCAUGGCUUCACAUGCUCCCAUCUGGAGCUGGAUGACCGCUACACUGCUGACUAUGGAGAGUUUGACUUUGAUCCGCAGAAGUUCCCCAAUGCCAGUGGCAUGUUUGACAAGCUCAGAGAGGACGGGUUUCAGGUGUCCCUCUGGACACAUCCAUUUAUCAACUAUGACUCCAUUAAUUUCGGUGUUGCUGUGGAGAAAGGGCUGUUUGUUCGGGAGCCGAGCGGUGAGCUCCCUGCUCUGGUUCGCUGGUGGAAUGGCAUCGGAGGAAUCUUGGACUUUACAAACCCUGAAGCCCGUGAGUGGUUCUCCUCACAUCUGCGCAUGCUCAAAACCCAGUAUGAUGUGACCUCCUUCAAGUUUGAUGCAGGAGAGACGAGCUACCUCCCCCACCAGUUCAGCACCCUGGUCCCACUUUCUGACCCCUCCACCUUCACCCGCCGCUACACAGAGAUGGCCAUACCCUUCAGUGAGCGUGCUGAGCUGAGGGUGGGUUACCAGAGUCAGAACAUCUCCUGCUUCUCCAGGAUCAUUGACAGAGACUCAGUGUGGGGCUAUGAGCUUGGCCUCAAGUCCAUCAUCCCAACUGUUCUGACGAUUAGCAUUCUAGGCUACCAGUUUGUCUUACCUGAUAUGAUAGGAGGAAAUGCAUACCCCAACCGCACUGCAGGUGGUUUAGAUGGCAAAAAUGGCCUGCCAGACAGAGAGCUGUACAUCCGAUGGUUGGAGCUGUCAGCGUUUAUGCCUGCCAUGCAGUUCUCUAUACCACCAUGGGCCUAUGACAAUGAGGUGGUACAGAUAGCGCUCAAGUUCACACAGCUUCAUGAGACUCUGGUGGCCCCAAGGGUUCUCGAACUGGCAGGCGAGGUUCUUGACACAGGAGACCCAAUCAUAAGGCCCCUGUGGUGGAUCGCCAAUGAUGACCAGGCCGCCUACAAGAUUGACUCUCAGUUUCUGAUCGGGGAUGACCUGAUGGUGGCUCCGGUGUUAGAGCCAGGAAAGCAGGAGAGGGACAUCUACCUGCCUGCAGGACGAUGGAGAAGCUACAAGGGGGAACAUUUUGAUAAAGGCCCCAUUUACCUCACUGACUACCCUGUGGACCUGGAUGAGGUAGCUUACUUUACAUGGGUCCACUGAUGAUGCUAAGGAGUUAAAGGCACAUAAACUUGCGCGUGCACACACACACACACACACACUGAAUGCGCACACAUUCUUGUGAGCACACAUGCCAAGAAAUAGCAGGAGGUGUUUUUCAAAGGGAAAUGACCACUGGGGGUGGUUGGGGAUCUGUUGCCACAGCAGAGUCAGAUUAUAACUGUCCACCCAAAGAAUUAGAAAGAUACUUGUAUUUACUUCUGAUUCUCUUGUUCCAUACUUAAGCUGAUCCUCAUAAUCAUGUGCCUUCCACAGCCAAUAGUAAAACCGAUCUCAGAUUGUAUCAUCGCUGUAGUCUUCCGCCUAAUAGAUGCCUAGAUUACAAAUUUCCUUUGAACCCUGAGUGCCGUAGCUAGACUGGUUUUGGUUUUAGGGUGAGAGUUGAUCUUAUCUUCUUCUGUGUGAAUUUUAUUUCUGGGUUGGGAACUGAACCGGCAAUAAACCUGCACUCUGAGUUGGACAGAUGCACCCCUUUGCAGAAGGCAUGCCUAACCAUAAGUCACCAUGGUGUGGUAUGGUGAUUUUACCUUCUGAACUACCUGUUAAAGCUAACGUUCAUUCGUUUUAAUGCAAUGAACAACAAGAUGUAUCUCAUUUGUUAUUCUCUUGCUCUUUAUAUUUAUUUAGUUUUAUCAACUCCAUUGAUUAUCUUUCUUUUGAUUAAUAGAUAUUAUUUUAGUGUAAAUACAGUAAAUUAAUGUGACCCUGGGUUUAAUUUGGGGGUACUCUCCAUGAUCAACAGACUGCAAAUAUUUUUAUGUCAACAUUCCCUGAACUGUAGUGCCACUUCGUCAUUUCAGUGCCAAAAUCUACUGUUUUAUACUUUUUCAUCUUUCAUCUAAAUUCACAGCUCAGGGUAGAUUUAAAAGAAAACAUUGGUAAUGUUAGAAUUAAUUUUGUUGAUCUGCAGCAACAAAUAGAUUUAUUAAACUACUGCUACUGGUUUGCCUUGUAAAACAAGUAUUGUUCUCAAAGAUGCCAUACUUUAAUGUGCCGUCCAUGUCUGCCUUGUGAUUUUAAUUUGCCUUAUCAGCUGAACCAAGGUAUAGCAGCCUUAGCACAGAGAACCUGUGGGAAAAUAAAACACUCACUUUGGCACAGUGAUAUGCUUGAUGCACUGCACUUUCACGUUUUUUGACCAUUUUUAUUAUAAAAUGAGAUAUCUGCUAUCUGAAUAUAAUGUUUGUCUGUCAGCUCUUACCCAGUGAUUGCUGGCAUAAGAGUGAAGCACACUACUGGUUAAGUCAUCUAAAUGUUUUGCUUAAAAACAACUAUACUAUGUAAGAUAGAGUCAACACAAACACACACACACAUACACACAUAUAUAUAUAUGAGCCAAAGUCAAAUGUUCAACUUGGAAUAAUAUCACUAACGGUUAGACAGUACCACUGUAAUUUCACAAUACUUCUAUUUUAUAAUUUGUACAUAGAUAACAAAACGUCAAAUGUGAAAUGUUCGAUAUGCACCGACAAACAUCAUUUAAAGGGAUUUGAAAGGGUAUUUUGUCAAAACACUGAAUAUAUGUAGUGACCCAUGAUUUGAAGUUGGACACUUUUGUGAAAUCCAUCCAGAUAUUACCACUGUGAUACAACAGAGUUUGAAAUGAUAAAGGAGACAUGUUUAAGUGAAUGAGUAUGUAGAUGCCAAAGAAAACAUGAAAAGGGUUGUUGUGUUUUCUUUAUACAUACAAACAAUUGAACUGAAUUGAAUUAUUCUUAAUUUUGACUAAUAGGAUUGUUUUGUUGCUUUAAAAAAAUUGAAAGAAACAAGUUCCAACAUGAAACAGUGUUUUUUUUAUUAGGAAAAUUAUUAUGUUUUAUGCAACAGGAUUUGUAUGAAAGGCUAUAUAUGAUCAAUGGCACACAUAGUGAUCUAAUUGAUUUGGAGCACAACAAUUGAUGUGCAGAAGUAUUAGACCUACUUAGGAAAGUGCAUCUAUGGUUCAAUUUAUUUGUUUCCGCAACAUAUAUUUACAGGAUUUUAGCACUGUCUGUCUUUUGUCAAAAGUCUACUGCCUCUCCUCUCUUCUGUUUUUAGUGUCUACCAAAUAGAAAAACACAAUUCCUUGUGGCAACAACAGUUUUUAAAAUACUUACAAGGUAUUGUCUUCUGAUGUUUUUAGGGGGGGGGGGGGGGGGUGUCUUUGUUUAGGUUAAAAAAAAAGUGCUUUCAGUAGCCUCCUUCAAUGGAAUGAUUCUGCAGCAAACAAGGGAAAUAAUAUAGAAGAGGACAUAAUAUUAUUUUAUUGUGCAACCAUAAUAAACACCAGAUGUGCAUCUCUGGACCAGUAAAAUGUUCAGGCUCCUGUGAUAGUGACAUCCAUUUUUGUUGAUGAGAUGGUUACUGGCAGAUUUUGUCUGCUGUACUCUGCUGUAUAAAAGUAAAAAAGAUACCCUGUAGAGCUUGGAACCUCUGGUGGCACUAGGUGGUAGUGUUGUAAUAAGUGUUAAUUUUGCUCAUCUCCUGCCAAAGGACUCGCAUGUGCAUGUCAUAGUGUUCAUUCCUGCCAAUGCUUUCAAGCUGUUCACUGAUAAACGGUUGCCAAUAAUAGUAAGAAAUGCUACAGGGCACCACUGAAAUGCAUGGAAGAAGAAACUUCAAGUUAGCAAAUAUGCAUGUGAACAAUACAGGAUUUAAAGCACAUUAGCAAGUUUUAAAGCAAGUUAGUCUGCUUUGGAAAUACCUUAAGAUAUGGGAAAUUGAUUUAAAUCAUUUGUAAGUUUUCAAGGAUAUGCACAUUGUCAGAAAAGAUGAAUGGAAACAUUAACUUUGUUUUUUUUUUUUUUGUUUUUUUUUUUUUUAAGAAAACUCUACAGGGUACCUUUAAUUUACUCUAUGUCAUGUAGAAUUUAAUAUGUACAAAGAGAAAAACCACAAGACAUGAGUGGACACAAAUUAAUCUAACUGCUAUCUGGCAGACAAAGCAUACACAUUUAACCUAAGAUACAGCAAUAUGGAAAUGCCCUUUCUGCUCCUCUAUGUUUUCGGUAUUUUGUAGUAUGCUAAAGUGAUUCAGCUGCACACUAAUAUGGUAAAUAAAAUAGAUUAACUAAAGAAAAAAAUUAAAAGUUCUGUUUGAACAAACAUUUGUUAGAAAUACACAAACUUUGUUCAUGUUUGCCAUGACACUCUUUAUUGUCCAUCCAGCAGGUUUGUUUGCCUUCACAGUGACAAACCGAGGAGUGCACAUGCAAUAACAAUUAAAUUCGUCAUUUUUUGUCAGCAUGUGUCCUGUGUUCUCUGUUAAGAAAACAUCAGUACCCUGAGAAGUGGAAUAUCGUAUGCAAAUCUUCACCUU
Messenger RNA from Toxotes jaculatrix (banded archerfish), 5844 nucleotides. Its product is annotated as myogenesis-regulating glycosidase-like. Lineage: Eukaryota; Metazoa; Chordata; Actinopteri; Toxotidae. The coding region runs from base 447 to 2528 and encodes 693 amino acids. The transcript is spliced from 6 exons. Gene Ontology annotation, molecular function: hydrolase activity, hydrolyzing O-glycosyl compounds. Gene Ontology annotation, biological process: skeletal muscle fiber development; carbohydrate metabolic process. The record is from RefSeq and is a predicted model, not a curated record.